GCUGCGGGCGCGGGGGUGGGGCGGGGGCCGCCGGGCUCCUCCUCCCCGCGCCUUAACCUGCACCCGGGCGGGUGGCCGGCCCAGCCUCGCCGCCCAAGCGGCCGCCGUGGCGGCUUCUCGGCUCCCCGCCCGCGCCUCGCAGCGAGGUUCCCCCUCCUCUCAUCGCCCCCUACUCCGAGGCUAGCGGGACCGAAGGAGCGACGACCCGAGCGAGGCCGGACUGCGGGCCAGCUCAGUGUGAAUGGUGCUCCUGAGAGCCUUCUGUGAUUACGACUCACCCAUUCUUUUCCCUGAGAUACCUUCUUGAAGGACUUGCAAACAUAUAUUCAGAUAUAAGACUAAGUUAAUGGAGGCUUCAAAGAGAUUACGUUCAUCUUCCUGAAACUGAACAAGUGAACAUCACACACCAAGAUUUCAGGUUACUAAAAACUGCAAAAUCUGGAUCUUUUCCUGCCGUAGAAGCAAGGAAAAAUGGAAAAUUGAUAAUCAGAGGCUAAAUUUACUCUGGGAUCCAUUCAUUGGUUUACCACUGGAGAUCCUGCUAUUUGCUCCAGAGAAUUCCUGAUUGGAUGACAAAAACAACAAGAACAGUCUUCGCGGGACACUGGUCUGGAACCUAACCACGGGGUGUACAUGACCCCUGCGGCUGCACCCCAUCAGCAAUGAAAGGCUUAUCGGGAAGCCGUAGGCAUCACCACGGAGUCACCUGCGAUUCGGCCUGUGACUCGCUGUCUCACCACUCGGACCCGAAGCCAUACCUGCUGAGCCCAGUAGAGCACCACCCUGCCGACCACCCCUAUUACACGCAGCGCAACUCCUUCCAGGCUGAGUGCGUGGGCCCCUUCAGCGACCCGCUGGCCAGCAGCACCUUCCCGCGCAGGCACUACGCCUCGCAGCAGGAGCUGAAGGACGAGUGUGCCUUGGUGCCCCGCACCCUGGCCACCAAGCCCAAUCGCCUCCCCACCAACCUCCUGGACCAGUUUGAGAGGCAGCUGCCGCUCGGCCGCGAUGGCUACCACACGCUGCAGUACAAGCGCACGGCCCUGGAGCAGCGCAGCGACAGCCCCGGCCGCAUCCGCCACCUGGUCCACUCGGUGCAGAAGCUCUUCACCAAGUCGCACUCCCUGGAGGGGCCGUCCAAGGGCAGCAUCAAUGGCGGCAAAGGCAGCCCUGAUGAGACGCAGACGGUGCGCUACGGCAAGCGCAGCAAGAGCAAGGAGCGGCGCGCGGAGCCCAAGGCCCGGCCCAACACCUCCCCGGGCUGGUGGAGCUCCGACGACAACCUGGACAGCGACAUGUGCAUCUACCACGCCCCGUCGGGCGUGAUGACCAUGGGCAGGUGCCCCGAUCGCUCGGCGUCGCAGUACUUUAUGGAGGCCUACAACACCAUCAGCGAGCAGGCCGUGAAAGCCUCCCGGAGCAGCAACGACGUCAAGUGCUCCACGUGCGCCAACCUGCCCGUCAGCCUGGACGCGCCGCUCCUGAAGAAGAGCGCCUGGUCCUCCACCCUGACCGUGAGCCGCGCCCGCGAGGUGUACCAGAAAGCCUCAGUGAACGUCGAGCAGGCCAAGGUGAAGUCGGAAUCCUGCCAGCAAGAACGCUCCUGCCAGUAUCUCCAGGUUCCUCAAGAUGACUGGGCAGGAUAUACCCCAAGAGGAAAAGAUGAUGAAAUUCCCUGCCGAAGAAUGCGGAGUGGCAGCUAUAUCAAGGCCAUGGGAGAUGAAGACAGUGGGGACUCGGACACAAGUCCCAAGCCUUCUCCCAAAGUCGCUGCACGAAGAGAAAGCUAUCUCAAAGCUACUCAGCCAUCCCUUACAGAACUCACCACACUCAAAAUUUCCAAUGAACACUCCCCCAAACUCCAGAUCCGGAGUCACAGUUACCUGAGGGCAGUCAGUGAAGUCUCCAUCAACCGAAGCCUGGAUAGCCUUGAUCCUGCUGGACUGCUUACGUCACCAAAGUUCCGCUCCAGGAAUGAAAGCUACAUGCGAGCCAUGAGUACUAUCAGCCAGGUGAGCGAGAUGGAAGUGAACGGGCAGUUCGAGUCUGUGUGCGAAUCGGUGUUCAGCGAGCUGGAGUCACAGGCCGUGGAAGCCCUGGACCUGCCCAUGCCCGGCUGCUUCCGCAUGCGGAGCCACAGCUACGUGCGGGCCAUCGAGAAGGGCUGCUCCCAGGACGACGAGUGCGUGUCCCUGAGGUCCUCCUCCCCACCGCGCACCACCACCACCGUGAGGACCAUCCAGAGCAGCACCGGUGUCAUAAAACUGAGUUCUGCAGUGGAAGUGUCAUCUUGCAUUACAACAUAUAAGAAGACACCACCUCCAGUCCCACCCAGAACUACCACGAAACCUUUCAUUUCUAUCACAGCCCAGAGCAGCACAGAGUCCGCCCAGGAUGCCUACAUGGACGGACAAGGCCAGCGAGGAGAUAUUAUCAGCCAGUCCGGACUGAGCAACUCCACGGAGAGCCUGGACAGUAUGAAGGCUCUGACCGCCGCCAUCGAAGCUGCAAACGCCCAGAUCCACGGCCCUGCCAGUCAACACAUGGGCAACAACCCUGCCACUGUCACCACUACGACCACCAUAGCCACCGUCACUACCGAGGACAAGAAGAAGGAUCACUUUAAGAAGAACCGAUGCCUGUCUAUCGGGAUACAGGUGGAUGAUGCUGAAGAACCUGACAAAAUCGGGGAAAAUAAAGCACCCAGUAAGUUCCAGUCCGUAGGAGUGCAAGUAGAAGAAGAAAAAUGCUUCCGUAGGUUCACUCGCUCCAACAGCGUGACAACAGCAGUCCAGGCUGACCUGGACUUCCACGAUAACCUGGAGAACUCUCUGGAGUCUCUAGAGGACAGUUCGUGCCCUGGCCCCAUGGCCAGACAGUUCUCCCGGGACGCCAGCACCUCCACCGUCAGCAUUCAGGGCUCGGGGAAUCAUUACCACGCCUGCGCCGCCGACGAUGACUUCGAUGCCGAUUUCGACCCGUCGAUUCUGCCACCCCCCGACCCCUGGAUCGACUCCAUCACCGAAGACCCCCUGGAGGCCGUGCAGAGGUCGGUGUGCCACCGGGAUGGCCACUGGUUCCUGAAGCUUCUCCAGGCAGAGCGGGACCGCAUGGAAGGCUGGUGCCGGCAGAUGGAGCGGGAAGAGCGGGAGAACAACCUGCCUGAUGACAUUCUAGGGAAAAUUCGAACUGCUGUGGGCAGUGCCCAACUUCUCAUGGCCCAGAAAUUCUACCAGUUUAGAGAACUGUGUGAAGAAAACCUGAAUCCCAAUGCUCAUCCGAGGCCCACCUCCCAGGAUUUGGCGGGGUUCUGGGACAUGCUGCAGUUGUCCAUAGAAAAUAUUAGUAUGAAAUUUGAUGAACUUCAUCAAUUAAAGGCCAAUAAUUGGAAACAGAUGGAUCCUCUUGACAAGAAGGAGAGAAGGGCCCCUCCUCCCGUGCCCAAGAAGCCGCCGAAGGGCCCCGCGCCGCUGAUCCGGGAGCGCUCGCUGGAGAGCUCGCAGCGCCAGGAGGCCCGCAAGCGCCUGAUGGCCGCCAAGCGCGCCGCGUCCGUCCGCCAGAACUCGGCCACCGAGAGCGCCGAGAGCAUCGAGAUCUACAUCCCCGAGGCGCAGACCCGGCUCUGAGCCCCGCCGGGGCCUCCCGCGGGAGCCGCCCCGCCCCGCGCCCGACGCUCGGCCCGUGUCCUCCACCGAGCUUCGCCCCCACGCCACCUGCCCCUGUAGAAACGGCCCCUGUAGGUCACCCAGCAUCCUCAGUUCUCCAGCUAGUCCGUUCCUAGAGCUCAGCAAUAUACAACCGUAGGAGAUUGCAGAAAUCCAGCAUCACAGGGUGAUCCUUGGGCGAAUCCUCCGUCCUCCUCCCCGAAAGGAACCAGGGCUCCCAUCCCUCUAGUCCCCCCUAAGUGGCUGUUACUUUCUACCGCAGAGGGAGCACUUUAUUUCCAAGCUCAGAAAUCACGCCAUCUCACUGGAAUCCAAGAGUGACACACCAAGAGAGGGGAAACGAGGGGUGAGGGUGGGGAGGAGGGCGGGGGAGGGGCGAUCGUGGCCGUGGAGCGGGGGAAGGGAGACGCGAACCCCUGCAGGUGCGGGAGGGGAGGGCGGGGCACCUGUCCCACUCAGCUGCACAAACUGCCUCACUGUCAUUUCUCGUCACUGCUUCAAAUGUUUCAAUCAGCAGAAGAUUGUAAAUUCGAUCUUUCAGGGAAAUUAAUCUAUUCUGAAAGGCAAUAACAUGAGGAAAGGCAAGGCAAGGCGAAGGAAGCGCUGAUAGUUUAAGAAACUGCAUAAAGUGUUUUUUAUUUUCCCUCCUGUCCUAUUAAGACUAUUUAGACCUGAAAUGCUUUAUCAACUUUUAUUGUAUUAUGUAUAUUCUACUGUUGUGGUGGUGGGGGGUUCUUUAAAGGGGAAAGUGUUGGUUCUAUUAAUUUGUUAGUCCAUCUGGGGUGGGGGUGGGGACCUACCUAAUUACACACAUAUUAGUACACAUCUGCUUGGGAGCGCUUUAAAGGGCAGCCAGGUUGUUUUCAAAGAAAAGAUUCGGUUCUCCUGUCAUCCUUUAGAAGGCUGUACAUCUAUUUUAACCUAGUAGUUCAUGUUGCAGGCGUGCGGACGUAUUUUCUCCUUUAUUCUCACUCCAACAGAGUUCUAGCAUACCCCAGCAUAAGGAUUUUGUCCCACGCCAAACAGAGCAAAUUCUCGACCCUAUAGAUAAUGCUGCCUCAUUCCAAAGAGCUGCAACCAUCUUUUGAGGUCUGGGAUAGUGAGAAAAGACAUUUGACUCUUAAGGUUCAGCAACCAUCACAAUGGGCAAAGGGCUGAUUUCUAAACAGGAAAAGAAACCCAGGCUUUUGGCAAUGGCAUGAUCUAUGUUUUUGGUGGUGACGGACAAGCGGUGUGCACUUUGCGUCUGACUGAAGCCAGUGCCCUGACUUGUAGCAGUUCAAACAUUUAGAAUGUGGUGAUCUUGAAGUAUCACUGGCAUUUCAUCCAGCUCCCACAUUAAAAGCAUUAGAACUCAAUAUUGAAAAAUGAAAGGCUUUUAAAAACAUACAUCAAAUAUGCUUGCAUCCAAGCAGCUUUUUCUAAAAAAAGAAAUACAAAAAACAUUCUCAUAGCCAGGUGCUAAUUUGAUUUUAUUUCUGAAACUAAGAGACGUGUUGGGCUCUGGCAACAACUAUUUUCAUGGACAUAUUCUAAAACCACUAGAGAAUUCGCUACCUCUCAGAGCCAUUGAUGCUUUGAGCUAUAUUUAUAAACAGGGCACAAAUGUUUACUGCUGUGAUUUAUGAGAAAAGGGCUACUAAUUUAUUUCAAAACAAACCAACCAAUUUUUUAACUAGAAUGAGCAAAGCCCUUUGUGUGCUUUGUGAAUUUGGAGUGUACAAAGAUUCUGAGCCUCAAAGUCUGCUGGCUUUAAAAAGAACACCCCUGUUCUUUACUUUGUAGCAGCGAUGGAAAGUCACACAAAGUUUGCAUUGAGUAAAGCCAACUGCCGCCUUGGGUAGCCCAUGGUCACAGUCAAUACUGAAAGCGACUUGGAAUUAACAGGUUAGCAUGAAAGAAGUAGCAUCAAUCUGAGGAUCCAUGUUCCCAACUACCGCUCUAUGCCCUGAGGUAGAGAUAAGAUUGGAAGAAAUAGAUUUUUAAUGAAAUUCAAGAUUGUCCUAGAAUAUUUUCUUUGGAAAUUGGUUUAGCCCAAGAUAUUUUAAAGAGAGACAAGACCUGUUGAUCUUGUCUGUAUGAAUGGUCUUUAUAUAUUCAUAAGCUAUUUUUGGUAAGAAUUUUAAAUCUUUAAGCUAAAUGCCUAUAGGCAUUAUGACCUUUGCCUUCCUUAAACAAAUUUAAAUUGUACAAAUACUUUAUAAAAAUAAAAAAUGAAUUAUUGAUGCUAAAAUAUGACCCCACAUAGAGCUGCUUGUCAAUCACUCUGACACUGACAUCCAUCAGCAUAACAUAACCUUUGUUACAUUGUUCUUUUUGAUGUGAUUUGUAGAAAUGUUUUUUAGUUCAUAAUGGAAAAAAAAGUAUGUACCCUGAAAAUUACUUAUUUUGUUUAACUUUGGUAUAAAGGUGUUCGGGCAUUUUCUCGGGGAGGGGGUUUACAAAAGAAGUUUGUCUCCCACAUCAAGAUAAUGUUCAAAGAAAUUAAGUAUUUAUUAUAUUUUUUGCAGAUGUUUCCAUACAAUUCACAUAACCUUUUUGUAAAGAGAGAUGAAGAAAUGGAUUAAAGAUUUUUAAUAUUUGAAAUGGUAAAUAGAACUAAUUUAUUUGUAAUAUAUUUCUGUUAUUUAUAGAUGUUUCCUUAAUGUUUUACUGUGCAUUACCACUUUAAUUUAAGCCUUACCCUUGUGAAUUUACCAUUUCUUUUUUUAAAACAUGUCUAGAUGCAUAUUUUAAAUAAAUGGAAUGUAAAUCACUAGCAUAUCUGAAUUCCCAAGUGUAAUUUUUAAAAAAUUAUUUUGGUUUGAAAAAAAAAGAUUCAUUUGAAAGCCAUCAGAUGGAGGGGUGGGGAACAUUUUUAUGGCUUUAUGAAUUGGAAUUUCAUAGGCUUAUUUACCAAGAUUGUGUGUGGAAAAUAUUGUAAAUAGAUGAAUGUUUCCCAUAAUGUAAAAAGAAGAAAUUAAUAAAAUAAUUAAUGCACUGCUUUCA
Molecule: messenger RNA, 6653 nt
Organism: Sorex araneus (European shrew)
Lineage: Eukaryota; Metazoa; Chordata; Mammalia; Eulipotyphla; Soricidae
Gene: DLGAP1
Product: DLG associated protein 1
Exons: 15
Coding region: 663-3626 (987 amino acids)
Biological process (GO): signaling
Cellular component (GO): glutamatergic synapse; postsynaptic specialization
Molecular function (GO): molecular adaptor activity
Source: RefSeq, a predicted model, not a curated record